CAGAAAGUAGAGAGUGUGAGAGAGCAAGCAAGUUGGAGUGUGAGAAUCGCUCCUGCCCUCUGCCUUCACACAGAGCUGGCUGCGUGUGUGUGCCUGUGUAUGUGUGCAACGCCUCUCCUCGCUCUCUCUCUCUCUCUCUCUCUCUCUCUCUCCCUGACACACUGGGACGUGCGCAUACACAGAGCGCGAGGGGGAGAGAGGGAGUGCGCGGGGAGCCAACACAUCGCAGCAGAGAUGCAGCAGGAGGGGUUCAGAGAUCGGAAAAGCUGGUCAUGGUGUCGCCAGAGAAGGUGUGGGACCCCAUGUAUGCGGGCCAGUGUUAUGUAAGCAACCGCCACCUGGAUCCUAAAGCCCUCCGCAACGUACGACGCAGCGCAGCAGAGGAAGUGCCACAGACCGAAGCUGUCAUCUGGGACGUCGGAUACCUGUCCCGCAGCUCAGGCCGUCGAGUUCCCCUCAAUUAAAAACACGUUCUGUUGCCAGGACGACGCACAAGGAGGUGUUGUGGAGAUGAAGGCUAAACGACACGGGGCUCGGGGUGAGGUCAUCGUGGAGGACAGACUGGAGGACAUGCCCGAUGGACCUAAAAACGCAAAAAUCACCCUGAGCUUUCCGCUUAGCGCCGCCCCGCUCCCCCUGACUCUGACAUCUCCCAACCACUGUCGCAGUUCCUCCUCUUCCUCCUCUCCUUCUCCACAACGGCGUCGCCAAACCUCCAAAUGCUCAGACGAGGGGGCGCUAUGGAAACUGGAUUCUACCACAGACGUUAAGCACAGGCCUUUUAAGCCUCCCAGGCGUGACAGCUCUCCGUCCUCCUCUCCUUCCUCCUCCUCUUCUCCAAUGACUGCUCACACACUCAUGAGAAAGGACAUCAAAUCCCCGCCUCCACUCAAGUGCUCUAAACUGAGCGCAGACACUCCGUUUCACAGAUCACCACCGAGGUCUUCCAGUGGGGCUUUGGAGGGCUGUUAUGGUGGGGAUGUGUGGGAUGAGCGACACAAGCUAAGCAACAGCACAGCCUCUCAGACCGCUCAGAUCCUCUUCAGCCUGGGCUCGGCUUAUAACAGGCCUGGGGACGCAGAGGGAAGAGAGAAAAUAACCAGGAGACCAGCUGGCAAACCAGGGGGCUCACAUGGUCCAAGUCUUCACCCGCCGACUCUGCAUCUUCCUCCCCCUUUGCCUCCACCUCCCCCCUCUGAAGGCCACACUGCACCAUCCCAUCCGUCCUCCUAUUCCCCCUCAGACAGUUUAAAGCCCGAACUCAUCUGCGGCGUCUGCCACCGGCUCUUCAGCUCCGCCGCCUCCCUCACAGUCCACAUGAGGCUGCACCGUGGCAGCCGCGCCCUCAGCUGUCGCUACUGUGGCAAAGUGUUCAUCCAUAGUAAGAGGCUGCAGUCCCACGAGGCCUCCUGCCGAGUACCAGAGCUCCCCUCCAGCAGCCUGGGCCCUCCUUCCCUCACCAUGCAGCCCAAAGAGGAGCCGCUGGAGGAGGGAGAGGUGAGAGUGGAAGGAGGGGUGAUCGUGGCCCAGGCGGACAUCACUAAGCCACGGCCGGGAAAGAAAGCACAGAAUCUCCUGGCACAAAUCCAAAGCGAUGAUGCAGCAGCCGCAGAGCUACUAGCGGGUGAUGAGCACCAUUUUGUAAAGGUUGUAGAUGGCAAUGUCAUCUACUUCUGCUCUGUGUGCGAGCGCUCCUACAUGACCCUGUCCAGCCUCAAACGCCACUCCAACGUGCACUCGUGGCGCCGCAAAUACCCGUGCCAUUACUGUGAUAAAGUUUUUGCUUUAGCCGAGUACCGCACGAAGCACGAGGUGUGGCACACGGGAGAGCGCCGCUACCAGUGCAUCUUCUGUUGGGACGCCUUCGCCACAUACUACAAUCUCAAAACACACCAGAAAACCAUACACGGCAUUAACCCCAGCCUCAUCUCCAGUGAAAAGACAGCUAAUGGAGGCUAUAAGCAGAAGGCGAACGCGCUGAAGCUCUAUCGUCUUCUCCCCAUGCGCUCCCAGAAGAGACCGUAUAAGACUUAUAGCGACGGUUUGCAUAAUGGACUACUGCUGCAACCAGGCGAAACUCCAUCUCUUCCUGUGCCUGGCCUGGACUGUGCUCUGGGCUCUGGAGAUCUGCAGAGUCUCCUGAGUGGAGCCCAUCCUCAGACAGUUAAGCCCGACCCUGAGGACUUCCCAGACAGCUUCCCCGUUACUGCACCUGCUGAGCAAAGAGACCACUCUGGAUUACCACAACUCUCUCAAACAGACAUAUCCCCCAUUAGAAAACAUGACGGCGAGGAAGCAGACACUGAACAGGGCAGAGCAGGUGGCAGCUUUAAAAUGUCCAGUAGCAGCAGAACCAAAAUGUCCAAAGUGGGUAGAUGCCCAGACACGAUCAUGCCAUCUGUGAUAACAUACGGGCACACAAAACCCUCUGUAAUCGUGCACGGGAAAACUGUGUCUUCAUCGGUUAUUGUCCACAGCAAUCAGGUCACAUCCUUAAAUGACAAAACAGACUGCUCUUCUUCUUUAAGUAGUAGCCAAACUUUACACAAAAGCAGCCCCAAGUCGAUGAAGAAGCAAAGGGACACUGUAGAAAAUCACAGAAAACGAUCCAGAGACAGUUCAGAUACAACAGACGAGGGUUCGAGAGGUAAACGAGACUCAGACACGGGCACAAAAUCGUUACACAAAUCGCGCAAGUCACACGGUAAAAGCGAAGUAAGCGUUUCUAAACAGCAGUCGCCAACUGUAAGCUCGCAGGGGAAAGACACGGGGCCGUUGUGCCAAAUCACAGUACGCAUAGGGGAGGAAGCUAUAGUGAAGCGCAGCAUUUCGGAGACGGAUCUUAGGAGAGACAAAAGCCUAUCGCCUCCUAAAAACAAACGCAGUGAACAGUCAUCUGGGAAAGAGGUUAAACAUUCCAGACAAUCGCACUCCCACCAUCACCACAAACACCGCAGGGCCAGUUUAGACGUACAGGAAACGCACGAGACAGAGGAGGCGAGGAAGCAGGCCAGUCCCGAUGCGGUUCGAGAAUACUACUUCCGUCAAGAGGUGCGCGAGCAGCAGGAAAGCGACCACGACAACGAGGAUAACUUAUGGCGGCCGUACUACUCUUACAAACCUAAACGAAAGGUCCCGGCGCACCUGCAGAGAGUCAAGAGCUGGCAACGGAAGCUCCAGUUCAAAAGGUCUUUGCGGCUUAAGCGAAGGGUAGACAGACUCAAGAACCUUUCGUCUAAAGAUACAGAGAAGUCAAAUUAUGAAGGAGAGGAAGGGAUAAGCGAUCGGGCUGAAAAGAUAUCAAAAGCUAAGAAAGAAAGAGGUAGAAAGAAAACGUAUGAUUUCUCCAUUUCAAAGGAGAAAAAAAUCGAUUCAGACGAGCAACGCAAGGAAGUACAGGCUAAAAAACCCGCCGCUAUUCCCGACGCCCCAAAGUCCUCUCAGUCUACCUCAGCUGCCCCCGCCGCGCUCAAAAGGCGUCCCUGGACAAACGGGAACGCCUCCGAGUGCGGCACGUGCGGUCGCUGGUUCUCGAGCACCAGGAAGAGAGACAAACACGAGCUGAGCCAUCUGCUAGAGUUUGUCUGCCUCUUUUGCAGCGCCACAUUCCCCUCCACAGAAAAGUUGGGAGAUCACCAGAAAACCCAGCAUCCCAAGCCGGUCGAGUCCCCCUCGCAGUUAGCGGCCCCUAAAGUAGCACUUACAGAUCCAAGCGAAGGAGCCGGGGUUAAACAAGUGCCAGCCAUCGCGAAAUACGAUGCAGAUAGAACGCCUCGUGCAGUAGACCGCGUUUCUAGUCCAAGUCGCUUAAGCAGGAGGGCGCUAUCUCGGCACACUUGCCCGCAGUGUCAUAAAGUGUGCAAAACGUCGUCAGCUUUAAACAGACACAUCCGACGGCAUGAGUUAAGUAGCUCGCCAGAGAGGGAUGACAGAGAAGAGCCUAAAACGCAGAUUAUUAGCAGGGAAUUACAGAGUGAGAAGGAGCAGGCACCUUUAUCCCUCUCGGUUUCAGUUAUAAACUAUUCAUCGUCAGAGUUACCUAGUUCAGUUGAGCGUGGGUUUCAGAACGAUACGAGCAAACGGUGUGACGAGCCUAAAGCUGAAGGAAGUGUAUUUAUAGAGCCCAAAGACGCAGACAGAGAACCCCCCCCUCAAAACGUCCCACAGAUAGAUCACCCCAUUAACCUCACACCGGGUAAACCGGACUUUUCCCCUGUAGCGCAAAGUGUCCUGAUCAUGAACGGAUCCGAAUGCCUGGACUAUCGUACUCCCAGUAAGAAACAUUUAGACGCCCAAUGCCACAGACUGCCCAGCCCUGUACAAUGUCCCAACAACAACAGAAUCGCAACCACCAUCACCGCUGCUCCUCCUCCUCCUCCUCCUCCUGUUCCUGUUCCUGUUCCUCCUCCUCCACAGCCGCCUGUUUCCAUGACGACUCCCCCAUCUGAGGCGGGAUACAGGAACCGGGAUGGGGUCAUUAUAGACAGAGAGAGACUAAAAGCGGGAGAGAGGUAUUUGCACUCCAGUUUCGAGGAACCGCCGUUAGUGCACCACCUGAGAGUGCAGCCUCAGUCGCGGUGCCAGUCGCCCAACGAAGCACAAGACUUAACCAUGUCAUCCCUACGAGCCCGAGAGAGAGAGCUGGAAAAAGAAAGGGAACGAGAGAAACAGCGAGUGCAGCAGAUACGGAAGCACGCUCAGGACAACCACAACGCUUUACUGGUGCCUAAAGAGGAGCAUUUGAGCCCGGCGCGGUCCCCACAUCGCAUGCUGACCCCAACCACUGUAAAUGGAAACGCAACACACAGACACACUCCCAAACCGCCCUGUCUAACUCCGUCUGCGAUGGGACAACCAGCUGAGCCCACCCGACACGCCUCGCAGCCAGACGGGUCAGCCGCCGACCGCCCCUCUGCCCACGCCCUGCCCCUCCCCAGGCCCCCGCAGACCCCACACGACUCUGACAACCAGGACAGUCCACGAGAUCUGCAGCAAGCGGAAGACUACCAGGAAUACCCGCUACCGCUCACAGUACCAGACAGCUACCGCUCCGAUAAAAAGCAAGACGACGCCCUACUCAUGCCCUCCUACCCGACGGGGACGCUUCCCUUUGGCACGUUGGGGAAAGUGGUUGUUCCCAAUGGGGCAGACUUGAGCAAAAUACCCUUCUACCCAGAUCCCUACCCUCUGCUGUACGGACCCCAGCUGCUGGCGUACCCUUACAACUUAGCCGCUCUCCCGGUCGCUCUUAACAUGAUGGCUCCCGGUGGAGACAAAGUAGAACCACUGCCCUUCCUCCCGGCCAUAUUUAACUACGCCACUGGGCCCUAUAUGGGUGCAGCGCCACACCCCCUUGUGGCCAACACGACCCUCUACAGCACCGGCAGCAGUGAAGGCAAGAAACAGCGGGACAGCACCAGCAAACCAUAGGACAAGACACACCGAUCAGAUAGGCCGUUCUAGAGGGACGUGACUGGUGUGGGCUCACUGCAGCGGGACCCCUCCUCUCUUGUAUUCAGUAGAUCUGAGAUAGGCACUUAAUUAGAGGAGUGAAACUUUACUCCUGCUUGCCCUUGCACCAGUCUCUCCUGUCAUUCUGUAGUGUGUAAUAGUCCUAGAGCUUGAUGAAACUUCCGUCGCUGUAUUAUCUAUAUAUACAAAUAUGAACUGCUAACAGGGUGUGUGUUGUGUGAAACUUUAGCUUCCCUUUAUAGUCACUGCAUAAUGAGGCUCUUGUAGAGUGGCAUGUGUGGGCACGACUAGGCAAAACACGAGUCUUCACUUAAAACAAUGUGAGGCUUUAAACCAUGACAAUACUUGUGCGUUGUACGAGUAUAAAGGGAUCUGUGCAGGUAUAGUGCAUUAUAGAGGUGUGCAUUACUGUGAAUGAAGGGAUGGGGGGGGUGGUUCAUGAAUGGGUUUAUCAUUUCGUGUGGUUUGAAGGCACACGCACACACGUUCCUGCUUCAGUCGGGGAUGGUCGGCGUGUUGUCGUGCGCGGGGCGGGUGUCUAUACGUUAGUCCGAGGACGAGUACGCGACGACUCGGUGGAGCUGGACAGUCGAGAUCGUUUCUAAAGCAUUCACCAUAGUUUAUGUCAUGUUCACCAAAUAGUAAAACGGUGCCCGCUAAAAUGGGCGCUAGUAGCUGCUUCGGAUAUGUAGCUGGUCACUGGGUAAGAAUACGACUGAUAGACCAUUGCACUCCCAUUUUUAUCAUCUCAUUUCUAUUACUUAAAAUAGUAUUUACAAGUCAGACUAUAUUUUGUGAGUAGCUUUCGUUUUGCUGGAACGAUCACUUUCCUUGGAUGAAGUCAGUCACAAUAAUUAAGGAAACCGCGAAGAAUUCAGGGUAUGGAGGUAUUUGCAGAGACAAGGGCACAAAACUGUAGGACUUAGGACAGGGACGGCCCGCUCUCCGGCUGAGGGCAGCGUAGGGCGAGUCCGGGGGCCAAAGUACUCCACGCUCUUCUGUUUUUGGAGCUUUUUGUUCCAUGUUUUGUUCCGUUUAUAUUUGUUUCGUUCAACUGUUUUUGUUAAUGUUGUUUAGUCCCCUGACCCGACGGAAAAGGGGGACGAACCUAAAAUAAUGAAUGUAAAUCUAGUUGUGAGGUCUAUGAAGUACGGCUGCUUUGUUGCUAGAUUCAGUCUUUUAUAUUAUUUCAUACAAUAACCAGUUAAAGUCGUAUAUCUGGUAUGCAUAUAAACAGUAGUUCUAGACACUUUGGUUCUGUAUCCACAAAGCAUGAGCAACACUUCUAAACAUGUAUAUCCUCACCAUCGCAACGCUUUUGUUUCUUUCUUCAGACUUUUCAUAUCGUUCUCUCACGGUUGUUUGACAUGUGCGACGGUACUGGGAUGGCUUUUGGAAAACGAACGAAUCACGGUGACCACAGGGUGCACAAAACGCCCUCUCUUUAGGCUGGUUACAAGCCUUUUUCUUUUUUUUUUUUUUUCGAUAAAAGUGAAAUUACGAUUGAGAAAAACCAAAACAAACCUACUAAGGAGCGUUACUACAAUGAAAUGGUCCAUGUGUGUUCACUUUGGGGGUUUAUCUCAUUGUACAAAGCCUUGCUGUAUCUAAUAUAAUAUCUCAAGCCAUUCCUGUAGAUGCACAUGUUGUAUUUUGGACCAUUUCUCUUGCCAUAGUCCAUCUGUUCUCACACAGACCAAAAGCAUGCAAAAUGAUGUAUCGUAGUGACUGGACUGAAACCCGGUGGUCAUAUAAACUAUUACUUGUAUGUUUUAGUUGAAAUGAAUGUGCCUCUGCUUUGAUAACUAUCUAUGGUGAGAAGAGUUCCAGAUUUCAAGUGUUACGGUGCCUUGUGGCGGCAAAAGAAAUUUCAGAAGUAAACAAUAUACUAUGGAGAUGUUAUGGCUUUGCUCUAAAGCUGUAGACGUAGGGGUGUGUGGCAUUGUGUUCAUGUCUAGGGUCAUACUGUGCCAUAUAGAGCUCACAGAGUAUGUUCAUGUUAUUUUUAAAGAUGUUUUAAUGUUGCCUGAUGACUUUGUCUUUAGAUUUGAUACAGAGGCUUGUAGCCACAGCUCCCCAAAGUCUGUAGUCUCCUUUUCUGACAUAACUGUUCUCUAUCUCCCUCCUUGUUUAUGUCUACUGUUUCAACUUGCUGCAAUCAAACAAAAUAAAGUAUUAACCUGAUGACCAAUCCAAAGAA
This is a messenger RNA of Periophthalmus magnuspinnatus, 7672 nucleotides long. It is a transcript of the gene zbtb4, whose product is annotated as zinc finger and BTB domain containing 4. The record is from RefSeq and is a predicted model, not a curated record. The transcript has 2 exons. Bases 511 to 5430 code for a protein of 1639 amino acids. Lineage: Eukaryota; Metazoa; Chordata; Actinopteri; Gobiiformes; Gobiidae. Gene Ontology annotation, molecular function: DNA-binding transcription factor activity, RNA polymerase II-specific; RNA polymerase II cis-regulatory region sequence-specific DNA binding. Gene Ontology annotation, biological process: regulation of DNA-templated transcription.